GAGGCUUAAGAGCUCAGAAGAAGUACACAUUCACUUCUAAAACCCAAAAGCCUAAGAGACAAUUUGCAAAUUAGCGGAAGAUUAAAAGAUGGCCAGGAUCCUUGAGACAACCGUGGAGCUAAAAUCUUCGCCCGGGAAGUUCCUUGACAUGUUUGUAGGGAAACAACAAUUCGAAGUCUCCAGUAUAUGUCCAUCCUACAUUCAAGGCUGCGAGCUGCGCGAAGGCGAAAUGGGCCAAGUUGGUUCUAUCGUGGUCUGGAGAUACGUUCAUGAUGGGGAGGCAAAAAUGAUAAUGGAGAUGAUAGACUCAAUAGAUCUGGAGAACAACCAGGUGACGUUCAAGGUGCUAGACGGUGAUUUAAUGAAAGAGUACACUCUUUUCUUGAUCACCUUACAAGUGACCUCAAAGGAGGGAGAUGUUGGAAGUGUUGCACAUUGGCACUUUCAAUACGUGAAAAUUAACGAGAAGGUGGCUGACCCUGAGUCUCUCCUCCAGUUUGCCGUCGAGGUAUCCAAAGAGAUCGAUGCACAUCUCUUUUCCUGGUAAUAGAGGAAAUUUCUCUUGUAUCAAUCAUAUUAUAUAUCGAUAUGUAUAUUUGUGUGUUUGCCUUUAAGUUCAGUCUUUAAAAGUGCUGUAAAAUAAGGACUAAGGAACCGCCUUGUCCGAGUUGCUGAAAGAGUUGUGUGUUAUGAGUGUAUGGAAGUUGUUACUUAGGCUACUCGAUAUUUAUGUAUGAAAUGUU
This is a messenger RNA of Brassica oleracea var. oleracea, 743 nucleotides long. Its product is annotated as MLP-like protein 34. NCBI's taxonomy places the organism in Eukaryota, Viridiplantae, Streptophyta, Magnoliopsida, Brassicales, Brassicaceae. Gene Ontology annotation, biological process: defense response. Bases 89 to 547 code for a protein of 152 amino acids. The record is from RefSeq and is a predicted model, not a curated record. The transcript is spliced from 2 exons.